AUGGCGUUUGCACUGCCCCCUCCGGAGUUAAUGGGGGCGGGGCAAACCAUCGCGCCGCCCAUUACGCCCAUGCCGAUAACACUCCUCCCCGCAUCGAAUCUAGGUAGUAUAAUGCCGUUAGGCAAACCAGGAGCCUGUUCCCUACAUUGGCUGCUUGUUGAGAUUGAGGUUGCAGUGACCACACAUAACAAAAUGUACUGGCUACCAUCUUCAGCUCAAUUUGGGUCGUACUGUGCAACCUUUGUCACUCUCUGGGCUGACAGAGCUACGGAAUUCAGCCAUUACACAUUUUUACGUUGUUCUGUCAUUCUUUCAGUAACCACUGCGUUUGCUCAGCAUUUUAUUUCAUCUACAUGA
Messenger RNA from Trypanosoma rangeli, 357 nucleotides. RefSeq lists its product as uncharacterized. Bases 1 to 357 code for a protein of 118 amino acids. The record is from RefSeq and is a predicted model, not a curated record. Lineage: Eukaryota; Euglenozoa; Kinetoplastea; Trypanosomatida; Trypanosomatidae. The transcript has a single exon.